UCUUUUACAGCAUUGUCUGCAAGAUGACAGCUAUGUCUGUACUCUAUAUGUAACAUGCAGUAUGCAAAUCACACAAGAUUGUUGCAAUAUCGUCAUAUACAAUAAAUUAUACUACAGUGUUCUCAUGUACCAGCAUUCAUGGAACUGCAUGCUACACAAGUCAUGAUUUACAGAAGCAAAUUUAUCUCAUCUGCCCACGUAUUCAUCCAGCUGGAUUGCAAUAGGUUGCGGCCAAAUGGUGCAUAUCAGCCACCAUUUGAAUUAGGUGGUCAGUCCAGUGAUGCCACAACUGUGUAAUUCCACGUCGCGAGUUAUUUCAAAUUUGAACUCCAAUUGGUCAUGCAAUGGAACCACCAACUGGUUCCUGAAUAGGUCCAAUUGAUUUUCAGUCUAAUGGGUGGCAAAAGUGUGACUUUUCGGCCAAUUGGAACACCAACUGGUUUUGGAACGGGUCCAAUUGGUUUGGUGUCCAAUGGGUGGCGAAAACACAACUGGUCGACAAAUUGGAUCCAUUUUGAUAUUUUCCAAUUGGACCCGUUACUUUUUUUCGACUGUGUACAACAAAAAGUGCCAAACCAUUAAUUCUGAGAGAAACCGCCUAAGAUUGUGCCACAACAUCUGUUUCCAAGGCAGUCGUAACUAACAGUGUGCAUUAAUAUUCCCUUGGCAGCAUUUCCAUACAUUUCCAUUUGUAUUUUCCAUAGGCAUUUCCUACAGUGAUGACGGAAUUGAUGCACUACAGGACUACAUUGAAAGAGAGAUGGGUGUUUCUACAGCUGACUUCCACAACUUGCACGCUUGGCGCUUGUUCGUCAACAUCAUAUCUUGUCACCUCGGGGGCUUCCUCAUUAGCCGGCUGUUUGGUAUACGUCGUGCGGUUAUGAUUUUUAUCAGCUUUGCCAUUUUGGGGAAGGGGUUAUCUGCCUUGGGUGGAUUUGCGUAUAGCUUCAGAGUGAUGAAACUUGGAUAUUUUGUCUCUGGGUUUGGAGGAGAGUCGCUCGAUGUUGCACUGGGCAUAUACACUGUCUGCUGGUUCAAGGGCAAGAUGCUCAACACGGCCUUUGUUCUGCAACUUUGCUUAUCAGCGGUGGGUGACUGGGUCAGCUCCAUGACCAUGCCUAACAUCUACAAUGCACAGCCUGAAAGUGGUCAUGCGCGUCUUGGCGUGACUCUCCUAGUUCCUGCAGCUGCCACGUGCAUAUUCUUCGUGGGGUGCAUUUGGGUCCUUGAAUUUCUGGACAAGCGAGCUGGACGCAUCUGCAAAGCAGCAGAAACGGAAGAAGUGGUGCACCUGCCGGGCAUCAAGAAGUUUCCAGUCUCCUUCUGGGCUCUCUGCUUCAUUUGUGUCUCGUACUACAUUACUAUACUUCCCUCCAACGACGUUGGAACAGCUCUGCGUAUGAAGAUAUAUAAUUUCUCUGAAUCUGAAGCAGACUCAGUUGAGAGUGUGUUAUACAUAUUCUCUGCCAUAGCAUUGCUUCUUUCUGGUAUUCUUUUCGACAAAAUCGGCAUGAACUUGAUGUGGAUGUGUAUCUCUGUGGUGGUGACAGUCGUCUGCCAUGCCCUGCUCGUAUUCUCACCUGUGAGCCCUUCGGUGCCAGUGGUGAGCACUCUGUCUACAACACUGUAAUAAGUGGUGUGUCGCUCUUUUGUUAUAGUAGCAGACCAAUUAUUCGGACUUGUU
Molecule: messenger RNA, 1684 nt
Organism: Ornithodoros turicata
Lineage: Eukaryota; Metazoa; Arthropoda; Arachnida; Ixodida; Argasidae
Product: major facilitator superfamily domain-containing protein 1-like
Exons: 7
Coding region: 761-1630 (289 amino acids)
Cellular component (GO): lysosome
Source: RefSeq, a predicted model, not a curated record